Monopterus albus (swamp eel) is the source of this 471-nucleotide messenger RNA. Its product is annotated as vacuolar protein sorting-associated protein 4B-like. The coding region runs from base 196 to 471 and encodes 91 amino acids. The transcript is spliced from 3 exons. The record is from RefSeq and is a predicted model, not a curated record. NCBI's taxonomy places the organism in Eukaryota, Metazoa, Chordata, Actinopteri, Synbranchiformes, Synbranchidae.
GAGGGUUGUGGCGUCCCAGCAUCGUCGCCAUUCCUUGGACUGGACAGGUUACUGAACCCAUGUGUCAGAGCUGAGGGAGUGUUAAGCAAACAGGAACUUCUUGUGGAGUGACAAUACUACUAUAGGUAAACGAAACAAGCACGGAGCGGAUCACGGCUUAAAUCUGUUGUGUUUUCAUCUGUCACAGGACUCCGCAUGGAGCCAACGAAUCUACAGAAAGCUAUUGCUGUAGCACAAAAGGCCUCACAGGAGGACCAGGCUGGGAACUAUGAGGAGGCCAUCCGCUCCUACCAACAUGCUGUCAAGUACUUUCUGCACAUUUUAAAACGUGAACCCCAGGGUAAGGAUGGCAACCAGAAGAUCAGAGAUAAAUGUAAACUGUACCUGGACAGGGUGGAAGAAUUGCAAGAGUACCUAGAGAAUAAACAGGUUCUUACAAAAAUGCCAUACAUCAUAUUUGUACAAAUAUAG